AUGAAAGAUGAUCAAGUGUGUAAUGGGUUUAAUUUAUUUUUUGAAUAAAAGAUUUUAGACACAGGGACUGGUAAAUCUAAAUAAAAGUUGGAAUAGGCGGAAUAAAUAGUUGAAUAAUGGAAUAAAUUAAAUGCUGAGGAGAAAAUAUAUUGGUAAUAAAAAGAAAAAGAGUUAAAGUCAGAGAUUAAUAGCAAAAUCAAUUCAAAAUAGAAGCAAUGUUAAACUUAGGAACAAAAAGAUAUUGAAGAUAUUUAAAACGAUAUUCAAUUAAUGAAAUUUGAGGAAGCUAAAUUAAAUUAUAAGAAAAGAAUAUAAGAGAAACUCCAUUAAUUUGAAGGAAAAAUAGAAGAUAAUUCUAAAGUUUAAAAAAUUAAAAAUCCAUAAAAUAGUAAAAAAAACGCACAGAGGAGAAAACCAAAGGAUGGGGAUGAAAAUUUUGAAGAGGAAAUCAAUAAAGAAAGAAAAUUUAAUGUUAGAAAAUCAAAGCGAAAUGGAAAGAGAAGAAUGUGA
Molecule: messenger RNA, 510 nt
Organism: Paramecium octaurelia
Lineage: Eukaryota; Ciliophora; Oligohymenophorea; Peniculida; Parameciidae
Source: the annotation of a GenBank genome assembly